Durotheca rogersii is the source of this 2317-nucleotide messenger RNA. RefSeq names its product aminopeptidase-like protein. Lineage: Eukaryota; Fungi; Ascomycota; Sordariomycetes; Xylariales; Xylariaceae. The transcript has 2 exons. The record is from RefSeq and is a predicted model, not a curated record. Gene Ontology annotation, cellular component: mitochondrion. The coding region runs from base 186 to 1742 and encodes 518 amino acids. Gene Ontology annotation, molecular function: manganese ion binding; metalloaminopeptidase activity.
CCUUCUCUAAAUCAACAAGAACUGGUGGCAGGACCCACCCCUGUUUGACAUCACCGUGGAUACGCAAGUACCUCAAUUGUGUACCUAUACUGUCUUAACAUCGUCUAUCCACAUACACCAGGCUGUCUCAAGCCAUACGAUGAGAAAGCCAUGCGAUUGACCCCUGCCUCCCACAGCUCAUCCUCAUGCGGCUUCGACAGCUGCCGUUAAGGCAGCCCCAACAGCGGCUCGGACGACACUCCAGCUCUUCCUACCCUGUCCAGUCACCACGGCACAUGUCAACCCACCCCUCCCCUCCUCGGGUGCUAAGCUCAUUCUCGAACCCCUCGAGGUCAAGAUGUGUUAUUCAUCCACACGCGCGCCCCUACCAAUCUCAUGCGAAGCCCAUCCACGCCUCCAAGCUCAUCUUCGGUCAGCCUGUCCACGAGACACACCCGCACCUCCUGAAGGAAGGCGAAAUCACCCCGGGCAUUACGGCUCAGGAAUACCACGAACGCCGCGCAUCGCUCUGUCGCUCUUUACCCGCCAACUCCGCCGUUCUUCUCCCCUCCGCCACUGUCCUAUACCGGUCCGGCGCCGUCUUUUACCCUUUCCGCCAAGAGUCCAACUUCCUCUAUCUAACCGGCUUCUCUGAGCCAGACUCCCUUGCCGUGUUGAGAAGAACGGGUGACGGCUCUGACGAUUACGUAUUCCGGCUUUACUGUCGGCCGAAGAACCGGGAUGCCGAGCAGUGGAGCGGUCCCUGGAGCGGCCUCGACGCCGCGAGGGAUGUGUGGAACGCAGAUGAGGUAGGCGACAUAAGCCAGGUCGAGAGUUCGUUGGCCGAUAUACUGAGAGGGGUGACUACCAUCUUCACAGAUGCUGAGCUGGUUAAGGAUGGCAUUCCCACAAAGUUUGGAGGUCUCGUGCGUUCGGCGGCCCCGGGGGCGGCGACGGCGCCUCUAAAGCCUCGCGUUAACAGCCUCCGUGUCGUUAAAGGGCCAGCCGAGAUAGCAAACAUGCGCCGCGCGGGGCAGGCGUCAGGUCGGGCGCUGACUGAGGCUAUGCGCCGGCCGUGGAAGUAUGAAAAGGACAUUGCUACGUUCUUGGAAUACCAGUACCACCAGUCGGGCCUCGACGGGCAGGCAUACAUCCCCGUCGUGGCUGGAGGCAGCAGGGCACUGCUCAUCCAUUACGUGCAAAACAAUGGGGUAUUGGACGAUUCAGAACUCGUCGUCGUUGAUGCAGGGGGCGAGUACGGGACGUAUAUCACGGACAUAACACGGACAUGGCCGGUGUCGGGAAAGUUCACCGAGCCGCAGAAGGACCUCUACAACGCCGUCCUUCGCGCUCAGCGGUCGUCGAUCUCACUUUGCCGCGCCAGCGCCAGCGUCACGUUAGACAAGCUACACAGCAUCACGGAGACGGCCCUCCGCGACGCGCUGCGGCAGCUCGGCUUCGACGUAAGCGGCGACGCCCUAAGCAUCCUAUUCCCCCACCACGUUGGGCACUAUAUUGGGCUGGACGUACAUGACGUGCCCGGGUACCCGCGCAAUGUGACUCUGAAAGAGGGGCAUUGCGUCACUGUAGAACCCGGCAUCUACGUCCCAGACGACGACCGGUGGCCGGCGGCCUUCAGGGGGUUAGGUAUCCGGAUCGAGGACAGCGUAUGCGUAGGCGAGGAUAGUCCCCUAAUCCUAACCACAGAGGCAGCCAAAGAAGUCGAUGACAUCGAGGCGUUGAGAGAUUCAAUGCCUAACUAGGAUACCAGUCCUCCGGAAAUAACUUAAGGAAUCUCUCGGCCGGCGGCAAUACGCAUGUGUUCAUGUGACACGCCUAGCAAGGGGGCAGUAUUAGAAUACAAAUGUUAGAAAACACCUUGACACGCUAAUACUCACAUCAUCCUAUAGUAAUCUAGUUAAAAUUCUAUCGUGCCAUAUCUACUCAGCAACAGUAAAACCGAUGUUCAUACCUUCCACUCGCUCGCGUAAGCGACACGACCCACGAUUUGCCCCAUUUUACAACUAGCAAGGACCAAGGAUGACUAGGGAUUCAACAUUCGAAUAUGCCGUUUUAUGAAGUAGAGUCCCGGCCAAUGCAGAGGGAGCUUACUACGUAGUAUAUCCUCACCAAGAGAACAAUGUAUCAUUCAUCGCAAAGCUACUUGUAUAAGGCUGAGCGAUAUAGAACUCGCGGGUUUAGGAUCCGCUGUUAGUAAAAACCGCCUGCCACCACUACUACUCGUUUUGGGAGUUUGGAACAGAAGAGAAUAAGGCCUUUUCAUGGCGAGGGAGUAAUAAAUUGGUAUAUUGGAAAUCGGCCGCGCCCCUCCUUUUUU